GAUUUUUGUUUCUUUUGGCAGUUCACUCCGAGAUGAAAUGGAUUGGAAGCCAUUUGCUACUGGAAGCACCUUUGCAAAUAAAAGAUGAUUUGAAUAAUACAAGCUUUCACUGGAUUCUGACUUUAAUAAUGCUGUGUAAAGGAGAUAAAUAAAGGAGAAUUCGGAAACAAUGAAAAUCAAAGAAAAAAAAAAAGACAAACCCAAUUUCAUUUAACUGAGGUUCACUAAGGAUUAUGGAAACAGGGCAGUGACUCAUGGCAAAGAAAAGAACGGCAAAGCAAUGAGGAUGAAGGACUGUCAUCCAUCUGACCACAGAUCAAAUUCACAUCAUCAUGAAUUUCAGCAGUUCACUAUGAGGAACAAAUCGACCCUUAGCACACCUGAAUAUUUCCACAGUGUUUCCCUCUGGAUUUUCAUCUGAAGCAAUGAUGGAACUAGCUGGGCAGUUUGUCUAUAAAAGAACUGAAAGGAUUGGAAACCAUUUUAAAUCUUGAUGAAACAGACACAACAGGUAUGAAAAAUGACAGUAAUUUUUCUCCUUUCCCUCCAUGCACAAAAUAUUAUACUGUUGGCAGGUAGAAGCUCAUGAGGUUUGACAAUUGUUUGCAGGAUAUUUGUAAUGUAAGUGUAAGUGUAAUUCCAGAUUCAGAACAAUGAAUAUGAAUUCCACUGGGUACUCAUUCUUUAUAGCAAAUUUGCACACAUACAGCUUUGAGCCAAUUGCACAUGGUUAUUUAUAGGAUAUAACUCUACUCCCUACGCUGCCCCAUCUCAUCUCUUCAUCUUUCCCUUUCUCACUUGCAUACACUCUCGUUUUAAAACUGCUUUGCGAGUGUGAUACUGUAGUCAUUACGUAAGACUGAAAUGAACAGGCCAAAAUCACAAACAACAAACAGAAUCAUCAGCAUAACAUUGCAGCAUUUUGUUGACAGUGACUGAUGGACGUAUUAAACUAAUGCAAGCAUUUGCAAAUGUUUAAUAUCACAGGGUUUCGGUCUUGUGAAAUCAAUUAAAAUUCAUUUACACACUCAUUGCUGUUUGUGUCGCUCCCCACUGUUGUUGCACUGAUUGUUUGGAGCAGUUCUAUUCAUGUGUGCGACACACACAAACAGUUAUGUAUCAGGUUAAUGGAGUAUUCAGACCCCUGUAGGAGAGCAGGGAGGAGAACAAACAGAAAGACAUAAGACUUGGGUAAAUAUAUACACUUUGUCUGCACACACAGCCACAACAACAGCCACAUAAUCUCACAUCUGCGAUGAGAAGACAGCCAAGGCAUUCAUCACUUAGAAUGUGACUGAUCAUCUUGGGGCUUGUCCCUGGCAGCCAAAUUGAGUCUCUCUUUCGUUCACAGACCAGUGGAAAAGUUUAAAGUUCUUACUGGGCACAUGAUAAAUGCCUUGAAAUCUAAACAACUGACAAAGGGUUCCAGGUACACCAUUAAUCUGAAGCAAUGGACACUGGUAGAUUGGCUCAUGAUUAGCUCCUCUUUGAUGAAGUGAGCAUAUACUGGAUGAAUGACUAGGCAUAACACCAAGUCUCAGUGGCAAAUAAUGGAUAACUGCAUUUGUGCAGGGGAUUAGUGAUUGGACAAGCAGGCUUAGGACUCAGGGAGACAGAGAGUGCUCAACUUCUUCCAAUCUGAGUUGAAGCCUCUAAUUUUUGAUCUCUUUACACAGGUCUGUGGACAACCUGGUUACCAUGCGACGCACAGAACCAGGGAGUCCAUCUAGAGGAAACAAUCUGUUGCAAGAACAGGAGAGCUUGAAAUGGAUACAACCAAGAAAAUAUCCUGCUUCAUCUAUCUCAGUCAGCACAACAAAUGUCCGCCCCUGUCCCAUGCUAAAGUCAACACUUUUCCGGCUGUGUCUCCUCACCUCCAUACUGCUGCGGAGUGGACAAGGUGUAUUGGCAGGGGAGACAUGGGGCAUGGUGUCCAUUUGCCCCAUCCAUUGCGUGUGUCGGAACUUAUCAGAGUCUCUGAGCACACUGUGUGUGAAUAAAGGUCUUCUUUUUGUGCCACCAAACAUUGAUCGCCGCACUGUGGAGCUGCGUCUUGCUGACAACUACAUCCUGGAAGUGGGAGGUGCAGACUUUGCCAAUAUGACAGGACUAGUUGACCUGACAUUGUCACGCAACACCAUACAUGCUCUGAAACCACUGGCCUUUGCUGAUCUGGAGAGUUUGCGUUCGCUUCACUUGGACACCAACCGUCUCACAGUGGUGGGGCCUCAGGACCUGACAGGUCUUAUUAACCUUCAGCAUCUUAUCAUCAACAACAAUCAGCUCAUAGAUGUUUCGGCAGAUGCUUUUGAUGACUUCCUGCUAACUCUAGAGGAUCUGGAUCUUUCCUACAAUAACCUCCGUAGGGUUCCUUGGGAAUCUAUUCAGAAUAUGGCUAGCCUGCACACCUUAAAUCUAGAUCACAAUCUAAUAGACCAGAUUGCUGAGGGUUCUUUCAGUGAGCUCUAUAAACUAUCCCGACUGGAUAUGACCUCGAACAGACUGCAGACACUUCCCCCUGAUCCACUGUUUUCCAGAUCCCAGAUUGGGGUUGUUAGUCCAACACCGUACAAUUCAAUCACCAGCCUUAACUUUGGGGGGAACCCCCUGCACUGCAACUGUGAGCUGUUGUGGCUACGACGACUGAUUCGGGAAGACGACAUGGAGACAUGUGCCACACCUACUCAUCUGGCGGGUCGAUACUUCUGGUCCAUUCCAGAGGAAGAGUUCACAUGUGAGCCUCCACUGAUCACCCGUAAUACCAACAAACUGUGGGUGUUGGAGGGCCAAAGAGCCACACUUAAAUGUCGAGCCAUUGGUGACCCUGAGCCAGUCAUUCAUUGGGUGUCACCAGAUGACCGUAUUGUGGCCAACUCUAGUCGCAUUCACUCGUACUAUAAUGGCACACUGGAUUUUUUGGUGACCCGUGCCAGAGAUGAUGGCACCUAUACGUGUAUUGCCAUCAAUGCCGCAGGGGAAUCCACAGCUCUGGUAGACUUGAAGAUCAUCCCUCUUCCUCAUAGAGGGAAUGGUACAAUAACUCUUAUCAACCACAGAGACCCUGGAUCCUCUGAUAUAAGUAGUGGCCGUGGUGGGGUUGAAGGGGCAGGGACUGGUGUAGUGACUGUAUGGAAUGCCACCGGAGGCAAGGGAGAUACAGGAGAAAGAGGAAGUGGAAGUAGUAAUGGAGGCACAGAAACCUUGAUAGGAGUUCUAGGUGUGACAUCCAAUUCAGCACAGAUUCGCUGGAAAAUGGGUCGAUCUUCAGCGCCUUUUUUGGUGUGGAUGUAUCAGAUCCAGUACAACAGCACAGCUGAUGGUGGACUUGUUUACAGAAUUCUGCCUCCAACCAGUAAUAGUUUCCUGCUGAAAAACUUGGUGUCAGGAGCAGACUACAGCCUGUGCGUCUUGGCCAUAUUCGAUGAUGGCAUCUCCUCCUUGGCUACUACAAAGGUGCUGGGCUGCAUCCAGUUCAGCACUAAAGAGGAUUAUACAGAAUGUCGUUCUCUGCACGCUCACUUCCUGGGCGGCACGUUGACAGUGAUGGUGGGGGGCGUGGUGGUAGUAACCCUUCUGGUCUUCACUGUGGCCAUGAUGGUGCGCCAUCGUGUCUGCGGAGAGUGUCGGGAUGAUGCCAACAGGCCGGGAAAGUUUUUUCCAGCCAAAGGGGUGGAUGUUUAUGCCCAGACGAACGGAAACAACAGUAUGAUGAUGGUGGCAUUGCCAAAUGGACUCUUGGCCCAAAGAACAAAAGACAAACACAAGCCCAGCUCUCCCCCGAAAUCUAAACAGAGCCCGGAGCCUCACCGUGGCAGACGUCACAAGGGAGACGGGAAAGUGAGGGAAAAAUGUUUUAGUCCUCUCACACCAGAAAGUGAGAGAUUGACACUCUAUUACUCCCCAUCUAACACACUUCCCACGCUAACACAAAAGCAAGCAGGUAGGCUCAAGUUGAGGAAGUCUCUGGAGAAAGAUAGAUACGUGGACAGACAAGUCUUGGCCUCACUUGAAUUGACACAAGAUGGAGAUGACGGAAGGGAAGGAGGCUCAGACUUGAGGCAAGCACUCAAGAUGAAGCGUAGCUGCUCUUUUGAUGUGGGUGAAAUCACCACCACCACAUGUUACAGCUACGCCAAGCGUCUGAGCGUCAUCUGGACCCGACGUAGCCAGUCCCUACAUGGCAUGCUUGUCCAUUGUACCUCCACCACCAGCACGUCCAGCACGGGUAGCAACGAGCAGUACGGCCACGGCCUAACACAGAACUAUCUACAUGCCUUCGCUUCCAACAACUCCUCCAACUCCAACUCCAAUUCAACUUCAAACUCAAACAGUAGCAUGACAGUCAAUCCAAGAGACCUAGAGGAAAGUGUGGUGUAGAUAGUGGGGAAAAAGGCUCCACAUUUGGAGAACUGACAUUUAGGAAAGGCUCAUACGAACAAAUGAGGUAACUAUAAAAAUCUGAUGAAAACAAAUUAUCUGGGGAGGGCAGGAUUGAUGAGAAUAAUGCUCCUGACACAAAGGAUUGGCUGUUAUUUGAUGACUGCCAUUGUUUCGAACCAAAACAAGGCUCAAAAUCGAAUUAUGUGAAGACAAAGAAUGACAAGUAGGAUUUGAAGAAAUAAGAAUUCAAGGACAGGCUUGUUUCUUUACGACAGUCCCAGGGCACGGGGGAUUACAACCUAAAGUGUCUGUUUCAACAAGAUUAAUUAACCAAUUAAUAAAUUAUUGAAUAAAUCAGCCGCUACUUCAUGCAGAAGAAACACUAUUCAAAUGCUAAUGAGGAGCUGAACUAAAGGGGUAAAUAUGACCAAAAAAAGAAAAAGAAAAAAAUUCAAACCCAAAGAGGGAAUGCAUUAUCUGUCGAAAUUCACUGUUGCGAAGAAGCACAACAUGUCUGGCCCCUCUAAUGAGGGAAAGUAUAUAAAUAUGCUGUAAAGUUAUUUUUUAUUUUUUUGGUGGAUGUUUUUUUCAAUGAAUUGAAAAGAUGGAAGGGGGACUCACAGAACACUUCAACACACUAGUGUUUAAAACGGGGAAGCCAUUUGUUCAAAUGUCAUUCAACAGUGGUCUGAAUAGUCAUAAUUGUUCUUGUCUGAUCAGCCUUUUUUCAGAGUCAUAAAAAGAAUAAAAAGCUGUUCUGUAAAAAU
Carassius carassius (crucian carp) is the source of this 5147-nucleotide messenger RNA. RefSeq names its product leucine rich repeat and fibronectin type III domain containing 4a (gene lrfn4a). NCBI's taxonomy places the organism in Eukaryota, Metazoa, Chordata, Actinopteri, Cypriniformes, Cyprinidae. Gene Ontology annotation, molecular function: protein binding. The transcript has 2 exons. The record is from RefSeq and is a predicted model, not a curated record. The coding region runs from base 1699 to 4377 and encodes 892 amino acids.